Molecule: messenger RNA, 1644 nt
Organism: Cannabis sativa
Lineage: Eukaryota; Viridiplantae; Streptophyta; Magnoliopsida; Rosales; Cannabaceae
Exons: 5
Coding region: 405-1262 (285 amino acids)
Biological process (GO): transcription initiation at RNA polymerase II promoter
Cellular component (GO): transcription factor TFIIE complex
Source: RefSeq, a predicted model, not a curated record
UGGAUGAAAUUUAAUUUAAGUUAUAAAAACCAUGAAAAUAGGUUCCCCUCGCAUUUAUUUGAGUUAGCCCAUACGAGGCCCAGUUACAAAACCGAAGGUGUGUUUCAGACAUAAUUCUCUUCAUCCUUCCAAAGAGUCUUUUUUUCUUUAUUUUAUUUUAUUUUAUUGAUUAUUGAUACGCACAUCCUUCCAAAGUCGUAGCACAACUCCUUGGCUCUCUCUCCGUUACUCAAUCUCGCCUUUCUAUCUCCCCUUUCUCUCCCUAACUCAUCAGCUCUACCCUAGAUAAAUUAUCAACCUCGUUCACAACUCAUCGGGGACCGGAGAUCGGAGAUCGUAGAUUAGGAAUUCCUUUUCAAUCAUUGGCCGCCGGAUAAACAAUUACUGCACUCACAACAGAUCAAAUGGCGUUGCAAGACAAGUUGGACAGGUUCAAGAGGCAGCAAGAGAAGUGCCAAUCAACCCUCACCAGUAUUGCAGCAUCUUCUAAACCUAAACCAGCUCAGACUCAGACUCAGACUCAAAGAUUCAUGCACGCUGAUCUUCCAGCCAGUGUCAAACCUCCUGCUCCUGCUGUCAAAUUUUCUAGCGAUACAGAUAGACUUCAACACAUUAACAGCAUUCGGAAAGCCCCAGCUGGAGCUCAAAUCAAACGUGUUAUUGACUUGCUAUAUGAGACAAGGCUAGCCCUAACACCAGAGCAAAUAAAUGAAGCAUGCUAUGUGGAUAUUAAUGCAAAUAAAACUGUCUUUGACAGCUUGAGGAAGAAUCUUAAAGUGAGCCAUGAUGGAAGACGCUUUUGUUACAAGUCUAAGCAUGACUUAAAAGACAAAAGCCAGCUUCUUUACUUAGUACGGAAAUUUCCAGAGGGCAUUGCUGUUAUUGAUUUGAAGGAUUCAUACCCAACUGUGAUGGAGGACUUGCAGAGUCUGAAAGCUGCUGGUCAGAUCUGGCUGCUAUCAAACUUGGACUCUCAGGAGGACAUUGCGUACCCAAAUGACCCCAGGGUUCCCAUUAAAGUAGACGAUGACCUUAAACUGCUGUUUCGAGGAAUUGAAUUACCUCGCGACAUGCUUGAUAUUGAGAAGGAUCUGCAGAAGAAUGGUAUGAAGCCUGCAACCAACACUGCAAAGAGGAGGGCCCAGGCACAGGUCCAAGGUGUUACCCCCAAGAACAAGACCAAGAAGAAGAAGCAUGAAAUCAGCAAGAGGACUAAGCUAACCAAUGCCCAUCUUCCAGAGCUAUUCCAGAACCUUAAAUAAUGAUAUUUUUUUUUCUGAAACUUAGGUCCAACCUUCAUUGGACUUGCAAUGAGCAAAGUUGUCUUUCGAUUGAUAUACAACAUAAUCUUGCUCUGGGUAAUGGAUUGUGUAGAUAUGAAUGAUAUACAACAAAAUCAAAUUAAUCAUUAUUGAGGAUUGAAUACGUUAUAGUCAAUAUUACUAUUUUUUUUCAAAAAACAGAGACUCUACAAAUCUAUCACUCCUUAUUUAUUUGUUCUCUUCUCUAUACACUGUACCAUUUUCAUCAAAGAUCAUUUCCGUUCUUCAUUGUGAUCUUCUUCCUCGUUGAAUAACUUCAUAGCCAAACUAAUGUGUUGUAGUCAAUUAUAUUUUUAGAAAUGCAAAUCAAUCUUUUCGUUGA